GUGGAGCAUGUAUUGCUACAGUGUGGGCAGUAUCCGCGGGGAAGAGAGAACCUGUGUCUGUGAUCCCUUCUCCUGUUGCUAUGCAUGUAGCGCCCAUGGUUACUCUUGUGGAUCAGUUUUGUACCCACAAUGCACCAUUUUGAGCCACUGGAAGAUGGUUUCUUGAGGUCUUUAAAUAGAAGUUAACAUACAAUGGAGAAGGAGCAGCGCAGCAGUGUUGUUUUUAACGCAUCCAAGAGAGAACUGUUCACUGCCAACAAUGGUUACAAGUCCCUGCAGAAGAGACUCAGGGCACAAUGGAAGAUUCAGAGCAUGAAAGAGGAGCUCUCCUUGGAGAAGUUGAAUGGUGUGAAGUUGUGGAUUACUGCUGGCCCCAGGGAAAAGUUCACUGCAGCUGAGUUGGAGGUCCUGAAGCAGUACCUGGAUGGGGGAGGAGAUGUCCUUGUGAUGCUGGGUGAAGGAGGGGAGAUGAAGUAUGACACCAAUAUCAACUUCCUCCUUGAGGAGUUUGGGAUAAUGGUCAACAAUGAUGCUGUCGUGAGGAAUGUUUACUACAAGUAUUUCCAUCCAAAAGAAGCACUUGUGUCCAAUGGUGUUCUGAACAGAGAGAUCAGUCGGGCUGCAGGCAAAGUGGUGACGGGGAUCAUCGAAGAUGAAAGUGUCGGGAACAAUGCACAGGCCCUCACAUUUGUGUACCCGUAUGGAGCGACACUGAGCGUGAUGAAGCCUGCUGUGGCUGUUCUCUCCACUGGGUCCGUCUGCUUCCCCCUCAACAGGCCUGUCCUCGCCUUCUAUCAGGUCAAGGAGGCAGGCAAACUGGCAGUGAUGGGGUCCUGUCACAUGUUCAGUGACCAGUACCUGGACAAAGAGGAGAACAGUAAAAUAAUGGAUGUCGUUUUCCAGUGGCUCAUGGGUGAUAACAUUAUUCUGAACCAGAUAGAUGCAGAGGACCCCGAGAUCACAGAUUACACCAUGCUGCCAGACACAGGCUGCCUGUCUGAGCGACUGCGAGUAUGCUUGCAAGAGGGAGAGGAAAAUCCAAGAGACUUUACCUCCCUGUUUGACAUGUCUCUACUCAAACUAUCAACAAACACGUUGCCCCAAGUCAUCAGUUCCUACAAGCAGAUGAAUGUCAAACACGAGCCUCUCCAGCUGAUCACACCUCAGUUUGAGACUCCCCUUCCACAGCUGGAGCCUGCUGUCUUCCCGCCUGCCUUCAGGGAUCUGCCUCCCCCCAUGCUUGACCUCUUUGACCUGGAUGAAACCUUCUCUUCUGAGAAGGUGCGUUUGGCACAGCUCUCCAACAAAUGCACAGACGAUGAUCUAGAGUUCUACGUGAGGAAGUGUGGGGACAUCUUGGGGGUGACGGGGAAGUUGGAUAAAGAUCAGAGGGAUGCCAAACACAUCCUGGAGCACAUCUUCUUCCAGGUCGUGGAGUUCAAGAAGCUCAAUCAGGAACAUGAUCUUGACACAGAGACCAGGUUUUCCCCGUUCUGAUGAAUUGCAACCAAUGAGGUUGCAAUUUGAUGUAUUUUUCAUGGGCUUGUAUAUACCUACAUUCAAUCUAGAUGUAUCCAUAUCAUUUUUCCAGUAACUACAAGAAUGUAACUCCCUAGCCUUUAAACAGAAUGUAUAUAGUUGAUUAGAUGAAUGUACUAAAUCUGACAAGUGAAAUUAAUAUUGUAUACAGCUUUCCAUAUCUGAUUGAUUACUUGUGGUAAAGGAUGACACAUUUUGGCAUUUACUGUGUAAAGUGUUCCAUCAUUUCCUCAAUACAUGGUUGAUUUAAUCAAUAAAAAAAAAUGUAUUUACUAUAAUAUUGUAAAAUAUACAUUUUCUUCAGA
Oncorhynchus kisutch (coho salmon) is the source of this 1844-nucleotide messenger RNA. It is a transcript of the gene ift52, whose product is annotated as intraflagellar transport 52 homolog (Chlamydomonas). Gene Ontology annotation, biological process: intraciliary transport; cilium assembly. Bases 193 to 1497 code for a protein of 434 amino acids. NCBI's taxonomy places the organism in Eukaryota, Metazoa, Chordata, Actinopteri, Salmoniformes, Salmonidae. The transcript has 14 exons. Gene Ontology annotation, cellular component: centriole; intraciliary transport particle B; cilium. The record is from RefSeq and is a predicted model, not a curated record.